CCUUGCUACAGGCUCCUUCCUGUUGUACUUCUAAAACUUCUUUAGCCCCUGCCCUUCACUGAGAGAAGCCCAGGUGAUGGCAGCCAUGCCCCUGAAGGCCUGUUACCAGGAAGUGGUGACCUUUGAGGACAUGGCUAUCUACUUCACCUGGACAGAAUGGGCUGGCCUGUCUCCUGCACAGAGGACCCUGUAUAGGGAAGUGAUGCUGACAAAUUAUGGGAACUUAACUUCCCUGGGAUACCCUGUUUGCAGACCUGCCCUGAUCUCACUCCUGGAGGGAGGGGAUUUGCCUUGGGGCCUGGAGCCACAGAAUGAUCCACCUGCAGAAACUAUGAAGUCACAAGCUAAUAGGGACAUGGAGACCAACUUUGACAGUGAGUCCACAUCAACACAGGAAGAAGGAAAUGUGAUGAUAACAUGUGGGCUGCUACAGAGUAUUUCUUGGGAGAGUGACUUUCCAGAAACAUGUGAAGUGGAGAAACACCAGGAAAUUCCCACAAUGGAAAACAUUAAAAGAAAGGAUGAGAGAAUCUUCUGUGUAGAAAAACCCUUCAGAUGUGAGGAGUGUGGGAGAUGCUUCAGCUUUUUUUCUUACUAUGUUAAACACCAGAGAAUCCACACUGAGGAGAAACCCUACCCCUGUGAGGAGAGUGGGACCUCCUUUAACGGCAGUUCUUCAUUAAUUCGGCACCAGAGAAUCCACACUGGAGAGAAACGCUAUCGGUGUGAGGAAUGCGGGCAAGCCUUCAAUAAUAGUGCUAAUCUAAUUAGGCACCAGAGAAUCCACAGUGGGGACAGACCUUAUCUCUGCAAGGAGUGUGGAAAUGGCUUCUCCAGUAGUUCUGAGUUGGUUAUACACCAGAGAAUCCACACUGGGGAGAAACCUUAUGAGUGUAAUGAAUGUGGAAAAGCUUUCGCUGUUAAGUCAACAAAGUUGACUAAUCUAAUUAGGCACCAGAGAAUCCACAGUGGAGAGAAGCCAUAUGAGUGUCUCACGUGUGGGAAAACCUUUAGGAGUCCCUUCCAGCUACAUCAUCCUGAGUAUGCCCACCCUAGGCAGAAACCUGUCCUGGACCUUGGUUCCUUUGGCCUUCCUGCAUUUUUUACCCCCUUUCCGUGGUAA
This is a messenger RNA of Hyaena hyaena (striped hyena), 1123 nucleotides long. Its product is annotated as zinc finger protein 19-like. Lineage: Eukaryota; Metazoa; Chordata; Mammalia; Carnivora; Hyaenidae. Gene Ontology annotation, biological process: regulation of DNA-templated transcription. The record is from RefSeq and is a predicted model, not a curated record.